Messenger RNA from Aricia agestis (brown argus), 1654 nucleotides. RefSeq names its product tryptophan 5-hydroxylase 1 (gene Trhn). Bases 1 to 1572 code for a protein of 523 amino acids. Gene Ontology annotation, molecular function: iron ion binding; tryptophan 5-monooxygenase activity. NCBI's taxonomy places the organism in Eukaryota, Metazoa, Arthropoda, Insecta, Lepidoptera, Lycaenidae. The transcript is spliced from 10 exons. The record is from RefSeq and is a predicted model, not a curated record. Gene Ontology annotation, biological process: aromatic amino acid metabolic process; serotonin biosynthetic process. Gene Ontology annotation, cellular component: neuron projection.
AUGAGUGGUUCAGGAAAGUGUCUUUUGGGAUUAUGGCUCUACCGUAACGGCUCAGACUGGCAGGUCAAGAACGAGCAUCAUCAUCCGAAGCUCGCGGAGAUCCAGGCGCAGCAGUAUCAUGAGGGUGAGAGGAUCUCUGUCAUCUUCACCGUGAAGAACCAAGUUGGGGGGCUAGUGAGGGUCCUGUCAGUCUUCCAAGACCUUGGAAUCAACGUCCUCCAUAUUGAGUCCAGGAAAUCCGCGAUGGAAGCCUCCGCUUCGGACAUCCUAGUCGACGUGGAGUGCGACUCUCGUCGGAUGGAGCAACUGAAGCGGAUGAUGAAACGCGAGGUGCCUGACUUCGAGGUGGUUUCGUCGCAGGAGGAGUUCCCACCACCUACGCCGCUGUCGGCCGCUGCGAGCUUCGAUUUUGGUGAGAUGCACUGGUUCCCCCGCAAGAUAUCGGACCUGGACCGAGCUCAGAAUGUUCUUAUGUACGGUUCUGAGCUGGACGCAGAUCAUCCAGGAUUCAAGGACCCGGUCUACCGCAAGCGACGGGAGCAAUUCGCCGCCAUCGCCAAUAAUUAUAAAUACGGUCAACCUAUUCCAAAAGUUCAAUAUACGGAUGUCGAGAUCAAAACUUGGGGCAUAGUAUUUCGGGAGCUGCACAAACUAUACCUAAAGCACGCGUGUGCAGAAUACUUAGAGAACUGGCCCCAGCUCGUGAAAUACUGUGGCUACAGAGAGGACAACCUGCCUCAGUUAGAGGACGUAAGCGCGUUCCUGAAGCGCAAGACCGGGUUCCAGCUGCGUCCAGUAGCUGGGUACCUCUCACCUCGGGACUUCCUCUCUGGACUCGCCUUCAGAGUGUUCCAUUGCACGCAGUACAUCCGCCACUCUUCCGAUCCGUUCUAUACGCCUGAACCGGACUGCUGCCACGAGCUGCUCGGCCACAUGCCGUUGCUGGCUAACCCCAGCUUCGCGCAGUUUUCGCAGGAGCUCGGUCUGGCGUCAUUGGGCGCCAGCGAUGAUGAUAUCGACAAGUUGGCUACGCUCUACUUUUUUACCGUCGAGUUCGGCUUAUGUCGCCAAGAGGACGGCUCCUUCCGAGUCUACGGCGCUGGUCUUCUGUCCUCCGUAGCUGAACUUCAGCAUGCCCUCUGCACUCCGGAGAAGAUCAAGCGGUUUGAUCCUGAUGUCACUGUGAAUGAAGAGUGCAUCAUCACGUCUUACCAGAAUGCGUACUAUUACACCGACUCGUUUGAAGAGGCUAAGGAGAAGAUGAGAGCCUUUGCUGACAGCAUCCAAAGACCGUUCGGAGUUCGCUAUAAUCCAUAUACUCAGAGCGUAGAAGUAUUGAGCAAUGCGCAGAAGAUUACGGCUUUGGUGAGAGAACUACGAGGUGACAUCUGUAUUGUGUCCUCAGCGAUCAAGAAGAUAUCUGCGCAGGAUUCUACUCUUGAUGUGGAGACGAUUGCGAAUAUGCUGCAUACUGGGUUACAGGUGAACGAGAGAAGUCCGCAAAGCACAUCCGGCGGAAGCUCACCCAAUUCGGAGCGCGGACAGUCGCCACGACCGGAAACCGCCAAAUAAAGCUCGCAAGCUUUCACAAAGCUCUGAAGCUUUUAUUAUUAUAUUUAGAACACACUUCUUGAUUCAUUUUCAUGUUAAAAUG